CUACUUUAUUGUUUCUAUUGCUCCUACUCAGACCAUCUCUUGUUACGAAAAUCGAACUCGGAGGCUGGUCCUGAUCCUACUCAGCCGUUUGGCGCAAUCUCACCCUCUCCUUUUGACGCGCCCUCAUAUACAACGCAAUACAACUAAAACUGCUCGUUCCAUCAUGUCUGCGAGCCCGAGCCGGAGCCCGGAGUCAAAACCGGCAGGGAACACGCCUCCCAUUGAUGUUGAUGUUGAGAACGAGCAGAAUGUGGACGCCGAAGAAGCCGUGCAGCCACCGACCCCUGGUGCAGGCGGGGACGACGCUGAUGCCGAUGAUAACGACGCCAAACCCGCCGUAGACAACGAAAUUGACAACGACAAUACAAAUCUGAAUGAAAACGAGGGGCAGAAUGAACUCAAUGAGGAUAACCUCGGUGAUUCAGAUGACGAAUCGAUUCUCUCUGAAGUAGACGAGGCGCAGUUUGAAGAUUUUGACCCGGAGAAUGUGGAUAUUGAAGACCGUCCGCAGCUGGAUAUCGAUGAGGAGAAUUUGAAGCUCAUUGGGCGGCAUAAAAGGAAGAGGACGGAAGAGGAGGGGACCUCCAAGCGGAAGAAGGAGGGCAGGCGAAGGAAAAGCCGGCGCUAUGCGGAGGAGGAAGAGGGUGGAAGUGAUAGAGAAGCUGGCGGGAAGCGAAGGAAGUCGAAGAAGGCGGAGCUUGAGGAAGAUGAAGAAACGCUUGACCCUGCUACGCGUCGACGAAGGGCUCUCGAUCGUGCUAUGGACGAGGCGCUGAAGAAACCUACCAAGAGAAGAGCCAGGAAACAGGAUGGAAUUGAUUUGGAACAAAUGGCAGAUGCUGAGAUCGAGGAUAUGCGAAAACGUAUGACUCACGCGGCGCAGAUGGAUGCUAUCAACCGGCGCGAAGGCAAACCAGCCAUGCACAAGCUCAAGAUGCUUCCUGAAGUCGUCUCGCUUCUCAACCGCAAUCAGUAUGUCAACAGUCUGGUCGACCCGGAAAUCAACCUGCUGGAAGCAGUCAAGUUUUUCCUUGAGCCGCUAGACGAUGGGUCUCUUCCGGCCUACAACAUUCAGCGUGAUUUGAUGACUGCAUUGGGCAAGCUGCCCAUCAACAAAGAGACAUUAAUUGCCAGUGGCAUCGGCAAGGUCGUGGUUUUCUACACGCGGAGCAAGCGUCCAGAGCCCGGUAUCAAGCGCAUGGCCGAGCGACUACUAGCUGAGUGGACACGUCCUAUUCUUCAGCGAAGUGACGAUUACUCCAAGCGAGUAUACCAAGAAGCCGAAUUCGAUCCUACGUAUGUCCUAUCCCCGUUUCUCUUAAAAAUCACCUCACGCGUCAAGUCAGUUCAAGAUAGCGCUGCGGAGGCGCGCGCACGCGAGCUCCUUCCUCCGCGCCUUGCUAACCGUGCGCGCGCCGAAAUCUCGCACACUAGCUACACUGUCGUUCCAAAACCCACGGUGGUGCAGGAGAGCAAGUUUGCGCGACCGUUGGGUGCUAGUGGUGAAGAUCGAUUUCGGAAGAUGCGGGCGCGACAGAUUGCUGCGACGAAGGGGCAAGGCGCGCGACGGUAGUUGGGUUUCUUAUCGAACUCGGCUCUCCGGUCGAUCGCUUGUAACUUAUGUAGUUUUGUAUUUGCUAUUUGCCACGGAUCAGGCGCUCGGGGGGUACAUUAUCUUGAUUUGAAA
Molecule: messenger RNA, 1687 nt
Organism: Aspergillus nidulans FGSC A4
Lineage: Eukaryota; Fungi; Ascomycota; Eurotiomycetes; Eurotiales; Aspergillaceae
Product: transcription factor SPN1
Exons: 4
Coding region: 164-1573 (469 amino acids)
Cellular component (GO): nucleus
Source: RefSeq, a predicted model, not a curated record